AUGCAAAUGAUAACUAUAUCCUUUGAUAAAGAACUUUUAUCGGAGCCGAAGAGAUUGGGCAUCGUUAAAAUACAGAUAUAUGUAGAAGCAUUUGCAUAUACGAACUUAACGAAGUUGCUCUACCUGCAACAGCACCGCGACUGUAUCGUAGCCGAUUUGCGAUUGCAUAGCGGCAAAAACGUCUUACAAGACAUCAAGAGUUACCGUGGGCGCAAGCCUCUUGGUGGAACUGCGGGAGUGGUAGGUGCGGUUGCCGUCCCUGGCGUGCAAGCCGCAUCCCCCAGUCCGGCCCCUCAAGCGCCUGCUGCGCCGAGUCCAGCUCCGGCUACCACGCCCGCAAUGAAGCAGGAACAUCCUAGUCAGCCAAUGGCUCCAAUGCCGUUCUACGCAGGUGACCCAAAUCGGUUUCCAACCGCGUGGCAGUCGGACCCAUCUCAAGGUUGGCAGAAUCAGUUCAUACAGCAACUUCCAACACAAGCGGGCCAGACCACGUUAGACUACCAAGGCAACCACACAGCGUAUGCCACCUCACCACACUAUCAAGCUAACACCACAUACACCGUCCAGAACGUCGCCACCACUUUCGACGUCUCCAAUAACACGUACUAUCAGGCGGGAGUUCAGGCCGUGACAGCGCAGCGACCGCCUUCAAAUCGCAGUGCCUACACACCUGUUCCCUCACCUAGGGCUCCUCACUACGCAACAGAAUACCAACAACAGUACACUCAACAAACACCAACGCCUGGUGUAACAACAGGCAAUGACUCUCGGCCAUCAUCGGCUGCGUCAUACCAGAACUCGGUCCCAACAACAGCCGCACCCGUUUACACCGUCAGCCAAGCAAAUUAUGAGCGCACCGAGUACUCUAGUGAACAUCAAGAAGGAUACUCAUCAGAAAACGGAACGGGAGAUUCCACUAACGAAAGUGAAAGACAAGAACAAAACACGCCGAAUGGACAGCAUUCGGGAAACGCCGAGCCUGGAUACCUGCAGGGGAGCAACGGUCCGCGAGCUUCACUAGAUUGUAGCGGGUAUUCGGGCGGCUAUAACAGCGGACAGUAUAGAGAUAACGGUACAGUUCAGCAACAGAACCAGAAUGACUGGCAACAACAAUGGCAGCACAACCAAAGAUUACAAAACCAACAAAUGCAGAGUCAACAGCAGUUGCAAAAUCAGCAACAACAAAUUCAAAAUCAGCAAAUGCAAAACCAACAGCAACAAUUACAAAACCAGAUGCAAAAUCAACAAAUGCAGAAUCAACAAAUGCAGAAUCAACAAAUGCAGAAUCAACAAAUGCAGAACCAACAAAUGCAGAACCAACAAAUGCAGAACCAACAAAUGCAAAGGCAGGAGGAGUCAGAACAACAGAUGUUCUCGCAAUCAGACAGGGUGAAUUUAAACUCGAGACUGAAAACGAUGAUAUUAAACAAACAGAACCACACUAGGGACGGUACCAAUACUCCACCAGACAAAGGAGACCCGGGAGAGGGGCCGCCUCGAGUGAUGGACGACAGAAAAACCGGAGCUGUCUCUGUAAAUGAUGAUAGAAAUACCACCGGUCAUUUUUUAUCGUAUAGCCACCAUCUCCGAGAUAAUUACCGUUUAGGCGAACAGGUGUAUCCUGUCGCUGGUAAUUAUACACAGAACGCCCAAGCUUAUAGUGCGGGUGAGUUCGGAGGUGGUGGCCACCACGUAUGGGAGGGGGGCACAGAGGCCCCAAGAAGUUAUGAUAAGCAAGGUUCAUUGAAAAAUGUUUCGAAAACUCCUCAAAAGUUGCCGUCAUAUGCAGAUAUGAGGGGUCAAUACGGUACAUACUCAAACGUACCUUAUGAAGCGCAAAAAUAUGCAGAAAUAUAUGGUAGCGAUAGUUUAAGUUAUACUCAGCAAGACAGUAAGGAUUUUCAGUCUAAAAUGCUCAUUGGGCCGGUGUCGGAGAUGAAUCAACAAAAUUGUAAUCCGUCGAGGGAUACGAACGCACAAAGAAGAGCUUAUGAUAGAGAAGCGUAUGACGCAAAAUUCAGGCACCCAUCGGCGCCUUUAAUACCUAAAUUAGAGAUGCCUGAUACUUAUCCGCAACAAAAAGAUGAUAGAUUAAUAAAGGCGGAACCACAAAGAAUAACAAAUCAACCAGUAUACGUAAAACCAAACGAGAUAACCAAUAAUGCCUACAGAGAAUAUCCAAAUGGAGCACGGACGCAACAAAGCAUGGUAUUACCUCCAAUAUCGACAAUAAAACAAGAGAACUUCGGCCAAAAGGCGCAGGCUUACCAAAACUUUCAAAGCUUUCCUUAUGAACCUCUGCAAAGAGCAGAACCACUUACCUUUGCUCAAUUACCUCGGAUGCAAGAAAACACAGGUUUUCAAAAGUAUAAUCGCAAUGUUGACCCGAAACAACUUAAAGAGCCAGAAAAAGUCAACGAAAGAAUCACACAAUCUGAACCGAAGCCUCCUUAUUUUAUAGAACAAAUAAAAUCUGAACAUUCUCCACCAGGGCAUAAAAUUUACAAAAAUAUAGCAUACAAUCCUGUUCCUAGAAAUGAGCCAUAUCUAUAUUCUGGAGAUGGUGGCCCAGUCGCUAUCAGAAACGAAGUUGGUUACUCUUGUUGUCGUCAAGGUUCCACUAAAAAGCCUCCACCUGAACAUCUAAGAGACGGUGCAUGUCCGGGCCUUCAAACUAAAGAUGAAGUAUUAGAAGAUGAUCCAGAUACAAAUGAAAAAGAUGCUAAAACGUCUUCGAAACCUAGCACACCAGUGCCAGAUUCAGUAAAACCUAAAGAGAAUCAAUUCAACUACUCAAAAGAAUAUCUUGAAAAUUUGGAGAGAUUACGAACCAAUUCGAGGACCGAAGUUCCAGAUUGUAACUGUUUUCCUGCUGAUAAAAAUCCUCCAGAACCGGGUAGCUACUACACGCAUUUAGGUGCUGCAUCAACUUUAACAGAAUUAAGAAAAGAGUUGGAAGCUCGGACAGGUCUCAGCGGAAAAGAACUAAGGAUAGAAAAGAUCUGCUACACCGGCAAGGAAGGAAAGUCAGGGCAAGGAUGUCCGAUGGCUAAAUGGGUGAUUCGUCGUGCCAACUACACUGAAAAGGUCCUGGUAGUCGUAAAAUUCCGCAAUGGACAUAAAUGCCCAACAUCUUGGAUUGUUGUAUGCUUAGUCGCUUGGGAAGGAAUACCGCAGUCAGAAGCGGAUUUGGACUACACUCUGCUGUCUCAUAAGCUUAAUCGAUAUGGUCUGCCCACAACUAGAAGAUGUGCGACGAAUGAGAACCGGACAUGCGCUUGUCAAGGGCUAGAUCCCGAGAUCUGCGGUGCUUCUUAUAGCUUCGGCUGCUCCUGGUCCAUGUACUACAACGGAUGUAAAUACGCCCGUUCAAAAACCGUUCGAAAGUUCCGAUUGUCAGUCAAGACGGAGGAAAGUGAAAUAGAAGAACGCAUCCAUGUGUUGGCGACUCUUUUGAGUCCAUUGUACAUGAAUCUGGCUCCGAAGGCUUUUGAAAACCAGUGCCAGUUUGAAAAGGAGGCGUCGGAUUGUAGGCUAGGGUUUAAGCCUGGAAGACCGUUUUCUGGUGUAACAGCAUGCAUAGACUUCUGCGCCCACGCACACAGAGACCUUCACAACAUGAAUAACGGUUGCACGGCAGUAGUCACUCUUGCUAAGCAUCGAUCUUUGACAAGACCACCAGAUGAACAACUGCAUGUGUUACCAUUGUACGUGCUUGACACUACAGAUGAAUUUGGUUCCAAGGAUGGACAAGAGGAGAAAGUGAAGAACGGAGCUCUUGAUAUACUGGACAAAUUUCCAAUGGAGGUGCGCGUGCGAUCAGUACCACUCCAACCCUGUCGUCGACACGGAAAAAAGCGGAAAGACGAAACUGAGAACUCCGAGUCCAAUACAUCCACAAACAACUCUGCACAAAGUCCAGGGAAUCAGAAGAAAUCCCAACAAUCACCAGCACCCAGAACUCCACAGCCACAGGAUGCCAGGAAUAACGCUAGUCCGCGAAGUCAAAGUAGCGCAUCUCCAAGAGCCCAUACUCCAGCGUUAAAUCAGUCCAAUCCUUCAGCUUUCAACAGCAAUCCUCACUAUAACUCAGCCUUUGUGAAUCCAAAUAUGCAUCACCAAACUCCCGGACUGAUGAAUCCAAAUCUAGGUAAUCCCGCCUUAUUGGAUAUGGCGACUAUGAUAGAUAACUUUACAGAUGCUCAAUUGCAAAGUAACCAAAUAUCAAGUACAGUAUUAGACUCGCCAUAUAAUCCAUAUGAUCAAAGCUACAAUCUACACCAUCAAAAUACGUUGUAUAACCCAAAUCAUAUAUCUCCGGUAAUUGAAGGAAACUCUUGUCAGAAUCCGAACCCUAAUCUGAAUCCUAAUCCAAAUCAGUUACCUAGUUUUGCAGCUGGUUUACAAAAACGAGAACAACAAUUCCAACACCAAAUGCCUCCACAGAACCAGUGGCCAGAUUUCGCUAAUACAGAAAUGUUCAAUAAUGUCAUUAAGGAAGAUCCAGAUUCUACUACGGCAAAUUUGAACGUUCCUCUGAAUAACUACAGCCCAGAUUCAAGUAGAAGCGAUACUAAUUCAAAUUCUGAUCCAUCGAUACAAAAAAUCAACGCGAAACAAGAUAAACCGAACUUGACUGUCGAUGUUACGAAUAAAAUACCAGAUUUUGAUAUGCCUAGCUCACCACGGCUGACUGAGAUAUCUCAAAAUUCGCAAAACUUACCCGAAUCACCAGCCAGGUCACAUAUUCCAGAAUUAAAAUCACCAAAUAACGAAAUGAUAAACUCCGAUGCCCGUAAAAGUAUUUGGAAGUCUCCUGAUUCUAAAAAUUGGGAUCCGAAAUCUAAAGAGCAAAUAACACCAGAAAAUGAGAAUGCCUUGUUCAGAGUCCCAAAAGCGAGACCUCCUUCUAGAUCUCAACACACCAACCCACCUGAAGGAUUAGAGAACUCUACAUUUCUAAAACCAUAUCCACCUUCUGAUAGGCCUCAUUUGGGCCAAGGCUAUGAGCAUAGAAGUCCGUACGACGCUAGAAUUAACAAUACUGCUCCUCAAACAUCAACUUCCCAAAGUAACUUUACAAUCAAUCAUGAUGAACAGAACUUGGCGGCGGCGACGGCGGCAGCUAAACCAAUAAGUGAAUUCGGAGGUAAUAAUUUCCAUCCAGGUAGUCAGAAUACUUACAGUAAUCAAACACCUAUACAAGGUUAUGGAAACUAUCCGCAAGUGGCAAACGCCUAUCCCUUUCCGCCGAACCCUUAUGGCCACUUUAAUCCUUAUGAGAAUACGUAUAAUGAUUACAAUAGCUUAGCAUACUACAAUGCUGAGAAAUAUAAAAGAGAAGAACUUUUAAGAAAUUCUCACUGUUACAACUCCUACGGAUAUCAGUAUAAUCCAAAUUUCGCACCAAAUUUCUACCAAAAUCCUAGUCCGAAUUGGUGUCAGUCGUCACCAAAUUGGUGCAUAUAUCCGCCACCAUUUUCGAUCCCAUACCCACCAGAACCGCCAAAAGCUGAGCCCAUAGGUGAAGUUACAGAUUUCACGGAUAAUUUAGAAUGCUUCAAAGACAGUACGAUGGGUGGUGUUGCUAUUGCGCUUGGCCAUGGAAGCGUUUUAUUCGAAUGCGCAAAACAUGAAAUGCACUCCACUACUGCUGUCAAAAGUCCAAAUAGGGUUAACCCUACCCGAAUAUCUCUCGUUUUCUAUCAACACCGCAAUUUAAACCGACCGAAACAUGGUCUCGAGGAAUGGGAAGAAAAGAUGAGGUUAAAGAAACUUGGGUUGAAUCCACCAACACCGGGUACUCCUGGACCAAAUUCCAACUCGGUAUCUCCCGCUACAACACCAGGGCCCGAACGUCAGAAUAGCGCCGCUGAUAAAUGGAAGAAUGGUAACGGGACUGAUGCUAUCCCAGGCGGUUUCUCCUCAUUAGCUGCUCUCGUGGAAGCAACGGCAGCUGCCAGACGCUCUGGGCAGUUGAUGCUCCGUACCGAUACUCACACCACCAUGUCCUGGACAACUCUGUUCCCCAUGCACCCCUGCACUGUGACAGGCCCGUACCAGGAGUCCAGCACCUGA
Arctia plantaginis is the source of this 6078-nucleotide messenger RNA. NCBI's taxonomy places the organism in Eukaryota, Metazoa, Arthropoda, Insecta, Lepidoptera, Erebidae. The record is from the annotation of a GenBank genome assembly.